Molecule: messenger RNA, 450 nt
Organism: Anopheles moucheti
Lineage: Eukaryota; Metazoa; Arthropoda; Insecta; Diptera; Culicidae
Exons: 4
Coding region: 1-450 (149 amino acids)
Molecular function (GO): protein binding; serine-type endopeptidase inhibitor activity
Source: RefSeq, a predicted model, not a curated record
AUGGAACGGAGGGCGCUGGUCUGGGUGGUACUGGUCGUUCUGCUAGCCCUUGCUGAGCCCAGCGCUGGCGAUGACAUUGCAGGGCGCGUUCGUCGUCAAAGUCCGUGGCUCCAGCGGUCACCGAACACGUUCGCGCUGGGCAAGAAAUUCGCGCGGAAUCGACCGACGACGCUCGCGCUGGAAACCAACACGGACUGGCCGGAGAAUUCGGUGGAGAGGGCCCGACCGGUCCAGGCGCGUCCGUUGGAAUUUUCGGCGGAAGUUGACAGUAAGCCAGCGCCAAGAUCGAGAGCCUUCUACGGUUGCAUGUCCAACUGUCUUACCCUGUCGCAGUACAAUCCGGUGUGUGGAACGGAUCACACCACCUACCAUAAUCAGUACAAACUGGAGUGCGCCAAUCGGUGUGGAGCCAAGCCAAGAGUUACCGUGAAAAAGUCGGGCAUCUGCUGA